This is a messenger RNA of Cannabis sativa, 3410 nucleotides long. Its product is annotated as putative disease resistance RPP13-like protein 1. The transcript is spliced from 6 exons. Bases 26 to 1303 code for a protein of 425 amino acids. Lineage: Eukaryota; Viridiplantae; Streptophyta; Magnoliopsida; Rosales; Cannabaceae. The record is from RefSeq and is a predicted model, not a curated record.
UGUUUCUGGUGAGUUUUCUUUAACGAUGAAUAAUAUCAGUAAACAUUCUCACAUGGUUCGUCAUUUUUCGUACCUACAAGGAUGUGCGAAAGACAAUGACCUUAAGGAAUUUGAGGAGUUAUUUAAAGCUAAGUGCUUGCGCACCAUAUUGUGGAAACAACGUCGAACAGUUGAUCAGCUAAAGAUUGAGCAGUUGGACAAGUCAUUCCCGGGCUUGAGAGUUCUAUCAUUAAACAAUGAUGAGAUCACAAAGCUUCCUGAUUCAAUAGGGAAUUUGAAGUAUUUAAGAUAUUUGAAGUUAGAUUGUUAUAAUCUUGGUAAGAUACCUAAUACAAUAUGUAAGUUGUAUAAUUUGGAGACAUUAUUGUUGGAGUAUACAUGUGUUACUAGACUACCAACUGACAUAGGAAAUUUAAUCAAGUUGCGGCAUCUUAGUGUUCCUAAUGGGUGGUCAUUUGAAGAGAUGCCAUUGCAAUUGGGGAAGCUACAAAAUCUGCAAACACUUAAUGCAUUUAUUGUGGGAAGAAAUAAAGAUUGUGGUGGUAUUGAAUUGUUGAAAGAGUUUCAAGAUCUACACGGGAGUCUUUCUAUUGAAGGACUACAAAAUGUGAAUGUGAGUAGCCUUAAGGAAGUUUCAGAUGCUACAACACCAUUAAAGAGUUUAAAGUUUCUUAGUCUCCUAUGUUUGAAAUGGGGUUUCUUUCAUAAAUCUGAAGUUGACGAGUUGCACAAAGAAAGAGAGCUACUCAAUGCCCUCCAACCUCAUCCAAACUUGAAGAAACUUGAGAUUUGGAGAUACAAAGGCAGCAGUUUCCCAAAUUGGAUGGGAGAUCAUCGCUGCUUGUCUAAUUUAGUAAGCCUGACCAUUACAAGGUGUUCUAAUUGCAGCUUCUUGCCGUCGUUGGGACAGCUGCCUUCUCUCAAAGAUCUUACCAUCAUGCGGUGUGGUGUGGUGAGAAUAGAUUCAGAGUUUUAUUGUUCUACUAUUCUUGAUUCUUCUUCUUCUGUUGCAGUACAAACAAAGCCAUUCUUUGCAUCUUUGGAGACCUUGACAUUUGAGGAAUUGUUUAAGCUGAAAGAGUGGUCAUUUAUCAAAGGUGGAGUUUUUCCUCGUCUUAAGAAGUUGACGAUUGAAGAGUGUCCUUACCUCUGGUGCUUACCAAAAGAACUACCCACUUCUCUUUCUGAUCUUCACAUCAGUUAUUGCACAUUGCUAAGACCACGAGUCCAGAGGGAGAUAGGGGAGGACUGGCCAAUUAUUGCUCACAUCCCAAAUAUCAUCCUUGAUCGCAAGAAAAUAUAGGUAUUACUGUUUUCUGAUCUACGCAUUAAGGAGUGAAAAUUGCUAAGAUCACGAGUGGAGAGGGAGACAGGGGAGGACUGGCCAAUUAUUGCUAACAUCCUAAAUAUCACUGUUAAAAACAGAUAAGCCAGGUCUUAACGUACAAGCUGAUUGGAGGAAAGAGAAGGGUUAUCCUAUGGAGGACAUCUAUUUUGGCGUUGUUAUGGGCAGUAUGGUUGGAAAGAAACAGUAGAAUCUUCGAGGGAAAGAUCAGCUCAGCUGAGAUACUUUGGGAAAAAUCAGAUUGUGGAUGUUUCAGAUGCAGCAACUCCAUUAUUAAAGAGUAAGAAGUUUCUUAGUCAGCUAUGUUUGGAAUGGGAAUAUGGUCGUGAAGCUGAACUUGAUGACUUGCAAAAAGAAAGAGAGCUACUCAAUGCCCUCCAGCCUCAUCCAAACUUGAAGGAACUUGAGAUUAACAGCUACAAAGGCAACAAUUUCCCAAAUUGGAUGGGAGACCAUCAAUGCUUGUCUAAUUUAGUAAGCUUGACGAUUUUUGAUUGUAAUAAUUGUAGUUUUUUGCCGUCGUUGGGACAACUGCCAUGUCUCAAAGACCUUGUUAUUAUGCGUUAUAAUGGUUUGGAGAGAAUAGCUUCAGAGUUUUAUUACUCUACUAGUCUUCAUUCUUCUUCUUCUUCUGUUGUAAUACAAACAAAGUCAUUCUUUAGGUCUCUGGAGACAUUGCAAUUUCACUUUUUGCCUAAAUUCGAAGAAUGGUCAUUUACUGAAGGCGGAGUUUUUCCUCGGCUUAAGAAUCUUCAUAUUGAAGGUUGUGAGAGACUCAAAGUGACAUUGUUAGGGAAUAUUUGCCUUCAUUGACAAACCUUUCAAUAUAUAGCAGCGAGGUCCUAUUACCAUUAUUACUCCCAAGACCGCAACUCAUGCAGGCCCCUUUGAUCAGUUUAAAGAAGAUUACAAUUGGCAGAUGUGAAAAGUUGAUGCACUUUGAUGAAGUGACCUUUCAGCACCUCACCUCUCUUGAGAUGUUGUAUAUUUAUUCUUGUGAUGAUCUCCAAUGCUUGCCCAAACAACUACCCACUUCUCUUUCUGAUCUUCACAUCAUCGAUUGUCCAUUGCUAAGACCACGAGUCCAGAGGGAGAUAGGGGAGGACUGGCCAAUUAUUGCUCGCAUCCCAAAUAUCAUUCUUGAUCGCAAGAAAAUAUAGGUUGUGUUGUGUGUAUGACACUGGGAGGUUGGUUGAAUCUAUUGCACAAAACCCAGUAGAUACAUUGGAAGCAUCAUCACCUGUACCAGUUUCUACCUCUAGCCUAACCCAAAGAGUUUCAUCCUCUAUACUGAAGAACAACUUAAAUGACUUUUAUUGUUUCACCUUUGGUUUGGGUUCAAAAACCUUAGCUAAAGUGGCUGCCUGGGAAUUCAGAUUGACUAAUUGAACUGCAUGAUGUUAUUGUUACAGACUCUGCAUUGACACAUAUUCAACCAUUUGAAGUUCAUGAUUUGGGUGCAUCAGUUGGGUGGCAUUCAUUGAAGUUUGGUCUGCUCGUUUUCAUAUGUAAUGGGCUGUGUGGAUUGAGAAAGAAAUAGCAGAAUAUUCCAGCGGAGGACGUUUGGGAGAGAGUUCGAUUUUGGACAGUCACAUGGGCCUUUAGAACAAAACAUUUUGAGAAUUUUCCCUUUCUAGACUUGUGUAGGGAGUGGGAGUGUGUUGAUGUAAAAAGACUUGAUGUUUUGGUCUGUUUUGUUUUGUGAUCUUAUCAUUUCCUCUUUUGUAUUCUUCUUAUAACCAUUAUUAAUACAUAGUGGUGGGGUAGUCUAUUUCUCUUUUUUUGAAAAAAAAGAUGUGAGCUGUGGGGUUUUAUUAUUUUCUACUACUUUUCCAUAUUGACCUCACAUUAACUUCAUUUCUUUAGCUUUUUCAUUAUUUAUAGAAGGAGCAUUUUGCUACGAGGCACCAUGGUACCUAGCAACCUUAUCAGACAGCGUAGCGAUAUAACAUCUCAUAUAAGAUUUGAUAUUUAAUUACACCAUUAGCGAUAUAACACUUCAUAUGAGGUGCUAUAGGCACUGCAGGUGCUCUUUACUAUAUUAAAAAAUGUCAAUAGUUUGCAC